AUGAUUUUGAGAUUGGUUUUUCUACUCGGUACGAUUUGCUGGGAAUCGGGAUAUUCAGCGCAAUGUUACAGCUGCUCGUCUCCUCAAUUGCACCUCAAAUGGCCGAAAGAUGAGAACACCAAUCGAUUAUUGUAUCUGCAAGAAUUCCCAUGGUUUGCAAAUGAGAGUUGUGAGACGGUGCGCGACUUGAUGCCUGUCGUCGAUUGUGAAGAUAGUGUAUGUAUCAAAGCAGUCAUCAAACAACCCCCAGCCGAAAGAACAAUUUGUGAGACGGGAGGUGCAAUUGUGCGAGACUGCUGGAGUCGUGUCUUCUCGAACGCCAUCAAGAAUCCACGAGCUCGUCGUGACGUCGUCCGAUUGGCACAGACAUCUGAUAGUGAGGAAACGAUCGGAAUCAUUUACACUUGUGAGGGGUUCCUGUGUAACUCAUCACAGGUUUUCUCCUCGUUUAGUGUGCUAUUUCUGCCGUUGCUAAUUCGGCGAAACUGA
This is a messenger RNA of Caenorhabditis remanei, 489 nucleotides long. RefSeq lists its product as uncharacterized. Lineage: Eukaryota; Metazoa; Nematoda; Chromadorea; Rhabditida; Rhabditidae. The coding region runs from base 1 to 489 and encodes 162 amino acids. The record is from RefSeq and is a predicted model, not a curated record. The transcript has 5 exons.